AUGUGUCUUUUGAAUCUGCCCCCCGAGUUAUUCUGGUGUAUUGUGGAGAAUCUCGAAGAAGCUAGGCAUAUCUUGUCCCUGGCUAGGGUGAACAAGCAACUACACAACAAAGUUUACCCAUGUCUCUACCGGUUCAAUGUUAAACGACAGAAAAGCUCAGCAAUGAUUUGGGCGGCUGAGAAAGAGAACCUCCAUGCGAUCCGGUCUCUCCUCAGGUACCAGGCAGAUGUGAACGUGAGAGAUGACCGUGGCCGCACACCCAUUUUCUAUGCAAUCCGUUCCCGAAAUGAGACGGUUGUCAAGGCGCUUUUGGAGCAGAACACAAUUGACAUUGCUUGUCAAGACCCACAUGGAUACUCUCCGUUAAAUUACGCGGCAUCUACAAAUUUCCUCUUUGCGACAUCCAUGCUCUUGGAUAAGGGCGCGAACAUGAACACCGCGAACCGCCAUGGGUGGACGCCCUUGAACUGGGCUGCCGAGCAGGGGAACACAGCUAUGGUGGAUGUUCUGCUGAAGAAAUUGAGCUCUACGCCCCCAUUGCCGUCCGCUGAAAUUGAACAAAGCAACAGUUGGUCUCUCCAUAUCGCUGCUGGUGCAGGGAACCUCGGGAUUCUUAAACGGCUGCUUGCGCACGGAUAUGACGUGAAUACUAAGGAUAGUGAGCAGCAGACUCCGCUGUCUCUAGCAGUGAGGAAAGGCUACCUGAAAGUGGUGAGCCUUUUACUCUGCCAGCGGGACAUUGACAUCAAUGUGGCCGAUACCCAGGGAAUGACACCAAUAUGGCUGGCGACUCGAUACCGCCGAGAUGAAAUUGCCCGUCGGCUACUCGCCAUACCUGAUUUAGACGUCAACGCUGCUGCCACCGAGAGAAUAGUCGGCGUCGGCCGGGAGAUGUCCACAUCCCUUCAUCAUGCAGUAAAAAGGGGUUGUUUAUGGAUCGCACGCUUGCUGGUAGCGAACGAUCAACUCGAUCCAAAUGUUACCGACCAUCUGCUAAGAACCCCACUUCACUGGGCAGCGGACAAAGGAAAUUUGGAAAUGGUCAACCUUCUUCUUAGUAGACAAGAUGUGAUGUUGAAUGCCGAGGACAUCGAUAAGUCAACUCCGCUGAUGCUGGCUGUCAUACGAGACCACACGGAUGUAGCGAAGCGGCUUGCUCGCGCAUCCCGGCGUUAUCAACAAAGUGAAUGGUCAUGA
Messenger RNA from Aspergillus fumigatus Af293, 1197 nucleotides. Its product is annotated as F-box domain and ankyrin repeat protein. The transcript has a single exon. Gene Ontology annotation, molecular function: protein binding. The record is from RefSeq and is a predicted model, not a curated record. Bases 1 to 1197 code for a protein of 398 amino acids. NCBI's taxonomy places the organism in Eukaryota, Fungi, Ascomycota, Eurotiomycetes, Eurotiales, Aspergillaceae.